GAUUAUUCAUUCACUUGCAAUUCUCUAUUAUUACCAAUCUAUAGAAAAAAUUUAACAAAUCGAUGGCUGCUGUGAAGCUUCUUGGAUUCUGGGCUAGUCCUUUUGUGAACCGGGUUCAGAUAGCUCUGAAUCUGAAAUCCAUAAGCUAUGAAUACAUUGAACAGAAUCUACGUUCCAAGAGCCAACUCCUUUUGGAAUCCAAUCCUGUUCACAAGAAAGUCCCUGUACUUAUUCAUGGUGACAAAAACAUCUCCGAGUCUGUUGUGAUUGUUCAGUACAUUGAUGAGGCGUGGAAUGAUGGCCCUUCCAUUCUUCCUUCUCAUCCUUAUGAUCGCGCCAAUGCUCGAUUUUGGGCUGCCUAUGUUACUGAUAAGUGGUUUCCGCUAGUAUCAGAGUACAGAACAACAGAAGGAGCCGAGGCAAAGGCAGCAGUGAGGGAGAAAAUUCUUGAAGGACUGGUAAUUUUGGAGGAGGCUUUUGUGAAAUUCAGCGAAGGGAGAGGUUACUUUGGCGGGGACAAUAUUGGUUACAUUGACAUUGUACUUGGAAGUCUUCUGGGGUGGCUGAGGGUAAGAGAAGUGACACAGGGUGUUACAUUCCUGGACAAGACCAUAGCGCCAGAGCUUGCUGCCUGGGCUGAUAGGUUCACUUUGCACCCUGCUGUCGCUGAUGUAUUGCCAACUACGGAGAAACUGAUUGAGCUCAUCAACGGUUUCACCAAAUCUAAGUGAUUAAGCUUAUGCGACAACAGGAUUUGUACCCUUCAGAUUUUGGAGAGGUUUAUGUAGCACCAGUUUUAUGUGUCUUUUUAAGGUUGUAUCUUUCAAAUUUGACAGAUUUUAUCAAGUUGAUGCAAAUUUUGUUGUUUAAUUAUGAAUAAAGUAGCAAGUAUUUAAGCUGAAA
Daucus carota subsp. sativus is the source of this 903-nucleotide messenger RNA. Its product is annotated as glutathione S-transferase U17. The record is from RefSeq and is a predicted model, not a curated record. Gene Ontology annotation, molecular function: glutathione transferase activity. The transcript has 2 exons. Gene Ontology annotation, cellular component: cytoplasm. NCBI's taxonomy places the organism in Eukaryota, Viridiplantae, Streptophyta, Magnoliopsida, Apiales, Apiaceae. Gene Ontology annotation, biological process: glutathione metabolic process. The coding region runs from base 63 to 731 and encodes 222 amino acids.